AUGCAGGGAGUGCGCUUCCGCCUUGCCGCUCCCCCCUCCCCCCGGAGACCCGGCAUCGCCCUGGGGAGCCUUCCCUCUUCAGCUGCCUCCGUGUGCCCAGACUCCGAGUCUUUUAAAAAGUACAUCAGUGAAACCAUGACAGAUUCUGUAGACAUUGACUUUCUCCCAAACUGGAGCAUGGAGGAAGAAGAGGCUGAGGAAGUAACCUUUGAACUCCUGACAGUCAAGCCCCAGGAUGUGGCUGUGAACUUCACCCAGGAAGAGUGGAGAAGUCUGGACCCUUCCCAGAGGGCCCUGUACAGGGAAGUGAUGCUGGAGACCUUUGAGAACCUCAUCUCUCUGGGGAAAAGGCUCUUGCUGUCUCAGGGCCCAUGUGUCCUUUCUUCUCAGCAGCGAGGGGGCCAAAACCCUUUAAAUGUAAUUGAAUGUGGCAAAACCUUUCAGUGGAAGUGUAAGCUUAAUGAGCAUCAGAGAAUCCAUAGUGGAGAGAAACCCUUUGGAUGUAAUGAAUGUGGAAAAAGCUUCCGUCUGAGAUCAUCACUUAUUUUACAUCAGAGCAUUCAUACUGGAGAGCAACCCUUCGCAUGCAGUGAAUGUGGGAAAGCUAUCCACAAUAAAUUCCAGCUUACAGUACAUCAGAGACUUCAUACUGGACAGAAAACUUUUGAGUGUAAUGAAUGUGGAAAAAUCUUUUACAAUAAAUAUCACUAUACUCAACACCAGAGAAUUCAUACUGGUGAGAAAUCCUUUGAAUGUAUUGACUGUGGGAAAAAAUUCAGCCUAAGGUCAUCACUCAUUAAACAUCAGAGAAUUCAUACUGGAGAGAAACCUUUUGGAUGUAUUGAGUUUGGGAAGAACUUUAGUGAGAAAUCUUCACUUAUUAGACAUCAGAGAAUUCAUACUGGUGAGAAACCUUUUGAGUGUCAUGAAUGUGGGAAGAAGUUUAGGUGGAGGCCAUCACUUAUUUCACAUCAGAGAAUUCAUACUGGAGAGAAACCCUUUGAAUAUAAGGAGUGUGGGAAAAACUUGAGCCAAAAGACAUCACUUAAUCUUCAAAGAAUUCAUAGUGCAGAGAAGCACAUUAAAUGUAAUAACUCUGGGAAAGAUUUCACUCAAAAGGAACAUCAGAAAACUUACCUUGGAGAAAAACCCUUUAAGUGUAAUGAAUGUGGAGAAAACUUCAGCCUGAAGUUGUCACUCAUAGUCCAUCAGGGAAUUCAUACUGGAAAGAAACCCUUUGAAUGUAAUGAGUGUAGGAAAGUCUUCAUAGGGAAGAGUCAAUUGAACAAACACAAGAGAAUUCACACAGGAAAGAAAUCCUUCAAGUGUAACGAAUGCCAGAAGUCCUUCCAUGAUAAUGCUCAUCUUACUGUACACCAGAGAAUUCAUACUGGAGAGAAGCCCUUUCAUUGUAAUGAAUGUGGAAAAAACUUUAGUGAGAAGUCAUCACUUGUAAAACAUCAGAGAAUUCAUACUGGAGAGAAACCCUUUGAGUGCACUGAAUGUGAGAAAGCCUUCCAUUUCAAAUCUCACUUUACUGUACAUCAGAGAAUUCAUACUGGAGAGAAACCCUAUGUGUGUAAAGAAUGUGGGAGAAACUUCAGCCACAAGUCAACACUAAUUUCUCAUCAAGAUAUUCAUAAUGGAGAUAAACCCUUUGAAUGUAAUGAAUGUGGGAAAGCCUUCUACAGCAAAUCUCACCUUGCUGAACACCAGAGAAUUCACACUGGAGCAAAACCCUUUGAGUGUAAGGAGUGUGGGAAAAGUUUUCGUCAGAGAGCUUCAUUUAUUUCACACCAGAGGGUUCACACUGGAGAGAAACCCUUUGAGUGCAAAGAAUGUGGGAAAAACUUUAACAGAAGGUCAUCACUUAUUUCACAUCAGAGAAUUCAUACUGGAGAGAAACCCUUUGAAUGUCAUGAAUGUGGGAAAAACUUUAGUCGUAAAGAAACACUUAUUUCACAUCAAAGAAUUCAUACUGGAGAGAAACCAUUUGAAUGUCAUAAAUGUGGGAAGAACUUUAGCCAGAGGUCAUCAUUUAUUGCACAUCAACGAAUUCAUACUAGUUAAAACAAACAAACAAAACUUUGAAAUGACAUUUGGAAAGCCUUCACCUAAAAGAAAAAUUUUCUUCAAUAUCAGAGAAUUCUCUUAGGGGAAAAAAAACCAUUUUAAUAUAGAGAAUAUGGGGAAGCAGAAAUUUCAUCCAGAUAACAUCACUUAGCUUACAUCAGGCAAUUCAUAUUGGAAGAAAUACUGUGCAUGUAGUAACUGUGAGAAAGCCUUCUCCUAAAGGACCAAAUUCCUACUUAUAUUUUUAAAAUUCAUAUUAGAAAUCUAUUGAUUCUUAUUUUACAUUGAGCAUGUUAAAAAGAAAUUUUAAGCAUAAAUCACCACUAAAUGGGCAUGAAAGAAUUCAUAUAGGGGAGAAUUUCUAUUAAUGUGAUUAAGGUAGGAAAGCUUUCUGAUUGAGAACAAACUUAGUAAACGUAAGAAAUUUCCUUCUUUAGCCUAAGUCUCUCACUAUAAGAUGAGAAAGCCUUCAGAUCAUCUUUAUUCUUCAUAUUCUCAGAAUUCUUGGAUUUGAGAUAAAAUACACAAAAGCAAUGAAUGUGUCAAGUCCUUCAUUAGUGAGGAUUUUCUAUCGCUGAUAUUGCACACUACAGAGUACAUAAUCAUGGAAAUUCUAUAAAUCUUAUUAAAGUCUAUAAAUGCAAUUAAAGUAAGAAAGUCUUUAACCACACCCUUGGGACAGAUUGCAGAAUUAACACAAAAGAAAAAAGAUUAUGAUUGCAAAUGGUCAUGGGAAUAUUGGAAAUUUAUUAUUAGAUGUUAGUGAUUUCAUGAUGAAUGGCAGUGAUGACAUGAUAAUAUUAAAACAGUAGAACAAUCAGCCAUUUGUUGGAAGGUCAAGAUGACCGAGUUUGUUGCCAGAUGCAAGAUUUUGUGGUAUUUGAAGAGAAAAAAAUGAUUCGUCUUCCAUGGCUUCCUCACUGAUCCCCUUGCCAUCAGGGGGCAAGAGAUUGCAGUCCAGUGAGUCAAGUUUGGUUGAUGCAGGAUGUUAAAUAAUAAUUAAACUACUCUUUAAAACUUAUAUUUAAAAUAUCUAAAACUCUAAUAACCAAUAAAUGACAUAUUGCUAGAGGCCCUAAAUCAUAUCAAUGUUCACAUGAUUGCUACUCAAAGCCAAAGAAAAAAGUAGGUUGCAGCUGAAUGAAAUGAUGACUUGUGAUGACCGCAUUAGCACCCUGGAUACUUUAGAAUCAGCUGGAGUCAGGAUCAGCAAAAGUCUUUGAUCUUUAUUCUUUUUGGACAUGAAUGGAAUAGCGAUAAGACGUGAGAGAGAUCUCCACGUGAAUCCGUCCAGGAGUCAUUCUGGCUUUCUCACUCCAUCCCCUAAAUCCUGCCUCAAUCUCUCUAUAUGCCAACAGAUCAAAACCUGCCAGAGUAGUGGGCAGGGCCAUUCUUUCUCCAAGCAUAUCAAGCAUAUGCUGAUAGAGUAUUGACCAAUUGGUAAUUAGCCUUAAGUGCUCCGACCUCAGUGCAUCUGCUCAGUUUCAGCCCAUUACAAUGACUUACAUGUGUUCCAUGGAGGCAAAGCAAGGAGUUGGCAAAAUGAGUUUUACCAUAUUCCCCCAAAGUUACAAGAAACAUUAUUUCAUGGGACUUUUGUAUGUGUUACUAAUAAAAUAUAUUUCCUAUGUAAACCAGCAUUAUUAACAGUUGCUGUGAAUGAAGUGGUAGACAAAUUUGAUUAAGACCCUACAAAUAAAAUUGAUACUUAGUGACUUGGAUGAAAAUUUAGGGAAAAGUUUGGAUGAGGAGAACUAUAUGGAUAAGUAUGUCUCAGGGGAAAAAAUGUGACUGAUUCUGCAGAUUAUACAGAAGCUUCACAUAAGUAUGAACCUUUUCUUUAAAAAAAGAAUUAGUAGAAUUAGACCUGGAGAGAACUAAACAACAUCAUAAAAAUUAAAAUAAGACCAUAUUUUAGCAGACAGGAAAAGAUAUAUUAUUGAUGUAAGAGUUUUCAAACCAUCUGUUCAUGAAUGUAAAGAUUGCACUUUAUAAUCAACCAGAAUAAUGAUGAGAAAAUAUAUAAUGUAAUAUUUUAAAUUGUACUUUAUAAACAACCAGAACAGUAAUAAUGAGAAAAUAUGUAAUG
This is a messenger RNA of Sarcophilus harrisii (Tasmanian devil), 4162 nucleotides long. RefSeq names its product zinc finger protein 260-like. The transcript has 7 exons. The record is from RefSeq and is a predicted model, not a curated record. Gene Ontology annotation, biological process: regulation of DNA-templated transcription. Lineage: Eukaryota; Metazoa; Chordata; Mammalia; Dasyuromorphia; Dasyuridae. The coding region runs from base 1 to 2070 and encodes 689 amino acids.